AUGGCAAAGAAGAAAAGCCGUGACGAAUAUGGAAUAUUAUUUGAUUAUAACCCUAUCUACUUUCCAAUCUGUGUCCUACUAGCCUUAGGCUGGAGACGUUUUCGUAUACCAAUCAUCAUUCCAAGAGAUUUCACUGCUACGGAUUUAGAUGUUGAGCAUCGUCUGGCGUACUUCCGUGAAGACAUCGGCGUCAAUCUACACCACUGGCACUGGCAUCUUGUUUAUCCCUUCUCUGCUCCCCGGAGAGAAAUGGUUGCUAAGGAUCGUCGCGGAGAAUUGUUCCUCUACAUGCACCAGCAGAUAAUAGCUCGAUACAACGGCGAGCGUCUUAACAACAUGCUGUCAAGAGUUAAGAAAUUCAGUAACUGGUCGGAAGCCAUACCCGAAGCUUACUAUCCAAAACUUGACAACCUAACAACCUCCCGAGGCUGGCCGCCGCGGCAGGCGGGUAUGAAGUGGCAAGACCUGGAUAGACCGGUGGACAACCUGAAGGUGACCCUUGGAGAUAUGAUGCGUUGGAGGCGAAACAUCGAUGACGCUAUCUCCACCGGCUUCGUGAUUCUGCCGGACGGUAGCACUCAGCCUUUGGAUGCGGACACUCUCGGAAACAUGGUGGAGGCGAGCAUUCUGUCUCCCAACCCACAACUAUACGGAUCCCUUCACAACAACGGACACAACUUCACAGCUUACAUUCACGAUCCACAACACAGAUACCUGGAAUCCACGAGCGUCAUGGCUGACGAAGCUACCACGAUGAGGGAUCCUUUCUUCUACCGCUGGCACGCCUUCGUCGAUGAUCUCUACCAGAAGUACAAGGAGUCUGAAUCUGUGACUAGAUACAUGCGCAGUCAACUGGAUAACCCAGAUGUAACAAUAACAAACGUUCGUAUAGUCAGCGACUCCGGUCCUGAUAACACACUGAACACUUUCUGGAUGCAGAGCGACGUCGAGCUCUCGAAAGGUCUCGACUUCUCCGAAAGAGGAUCAGUUCUCGCGAGAUUCACUCACCUGAACCAUAGAGAUUUUAGAUACGAAAUCGACGUCAUGAAUUCGGGUAAAGCUCGUCUCACAACCGUGAGAAUCUUCAUGGCUCCCUCAUUGGAUGAACGAAAAUUGCCGUGGAUAUUAAACGACCAAAGGAAAAUGUUCAUAGAAAUGGACAAAUUCGUCACCACCCUGAACGGCGGGCCGAACAAGAUCGUUCGGUCAUCUACGGAGUCGUCGGUAACGAUCCCGUUCGAGCAGACGUUCCGCGACCUGUCCCGCCCCGGAGACCAGACGUCUGGAGACCUUACAUCCACCAGCUUCUGUGGCUGUGGGUGGCCGCAGCACAUGCUGGUGCCCAAAGGGACGGAGGCCGGCGCGCAAUACGACCUCUUUGUCAUGCUCUCCAACUACGAUCAUGAUAGUGUGAACAAUCCUGAUGGGUCGCCGAUGACCUGCAAGGAGGCUUCCAGCUACUGCGGUCUUAAAGACCGGCUGUAUCCUGACAGACGCAGCAUGGGCUACCCCUUCGACAGACCUUCCCGCGACGCUGCCAACCUCCAGGACUUCCUGCUACCCAACAUGUUCAAGCAGGACAUAAGAAUCGUAUUACAGAACAGCCCCGUCGAGAUCAAUCCGAGAAACCCUAGUAAUUAG
Messenger RNA from Danaus chrysippus (African queen), 1641 nucleotides. NCBI's taxonomy places the organism in Eukaryota, Metazoa, Arthropoda, Insecta, Lepidoptera, Nymphalidae. The record is from the annotation of a GenBank genome assembly.